Molecule: messenger RNA, 1010 nt
Organism: Rhagoletis zephyria (snowberry fruit fly)
Lineage: Eukaryota; Metazoa; Arthropoda; Insecta; Diptera; Tephritidae
Source: RefSeq, a predicted model, not a curated record
AGUUCGAGUGCAAAUGCACAAGAUUCAACAAUUUCCUCUAAUAGUCGAGAGUCGUGUUGAUAAAAUUGUUGGUUUUUUUUCAAAUCUAGUACGGAACAUUGUCGCCUUUUUGAAAUCGCCUUUGAAUUGUGAGCAUCAUUUGCUCAACCCGAUGUUGUUAGAGGAAUUAGUCCUAAAGUUACCGGCUUCAAAGCAAUUUGAAUGGAGUCGAUGUGCAGCGGGGAUGUUAGGGCAUCCAACUAUAGAGACAUUUUCAAAUUGGUUGGUUGAUGGACCUCGAACAAGCAUUACAGUUUAUGCUAUGCUCGACGAAGGGUCAUCGAUAACACUCCUCGAGGAAAGUAUUGCGGACGAGCUCGGCAUCAAAGGCCGUAGUACUUCACUCACCUUACAGUGGUACAAUACAAAACAAAUUAGUGAACAAUUCCGUAUACUGAAUUUACAAAUAAGUGGAGUUGAUCAUAAGACGUCAUUCCAGUUGAAGAAUGUACAUACGAUAAAACAUUUAGAUUUACCAACGCAAUCUUUUGACCGAAAUAAUUAUAGACACUUAAGCAAUUUACCUAUAGCCAGUUAUUCAGCAAUUAAACCGUCGUUAUUGAUUGGACUAGACAACAGCCAAUUGAGUGCCACCAAAGAAAUGGUUUGCUCUGGUCCAAAUGAACCUAUCGCCGUCACUACCAAGUUAGGUUGGGUUGCAUAUGGCCCUACGCACACCAGAGGUUGUUCUACAUCUAACAUUCUUCACAUACGAAAUCAAUUUACAACACAACAGUUACAGCUCGUGCAAGAGUACACAGUAUCGCCGUCCAGAAGCCAAAUAUUCCCCUUGAGUCAGAGGAAGAUCUGAGAGCAAGAAAGAUACUAGAGAAGACUACCAAAAAUAUUGGCCAUCGUUACGAAGUGGGUUUGUUAUGGCGUGAAGAUAACGUCGAGCUACCUCAAAGCUACGAAAUGGCAAAAAGAAGACUAAUCAACGUCGAAAACAAAAUGGCCAAAGAUCCAGUUUA